Messenger RNA from Phlebotomus papatasi, 836 nucleotides. RefSeq names its product protein TEX261. The record is from RefSeq and is a predicted model, not a curated record. Gene Ontology annotation, cellular component: COPII-coated ER to Golgi transport vesicle; Golgi membrane; endoplasmic reticulum membrane. The transcript is spliced from 3 exons. Gene Ontology annotation, molecular function: COPII receptor activity. Gene Ontology annotation, biological process: endoplasmic reticulum to Golgi vesicle-mediated transport. NCBI's taxonomy places the organism in Eukaryota, Metazoa, Arthropoda, Insecta, Diptera, Psychodidae. The coding region runs from base 137 to 736 and encodes 199 amino acids.
CAAAUUGUUAUACAACAUAACCUCAAAGUGUGAUGUGGAGCUAUCCGUAAGAGACUAUUGUUAUUGCAGUAAAAUGAUAAAAAAUAUCCAAAAAUUGAGCCUUUUUACACUAUCACUGUGACGCCUUAGUGAUAAAAUGGGGUUUCUGUUCAUUUUGAGCUAUAUUUCAUUGCUACUGCAGAUCACCUUUGCCACAAUUUCAAUUGCUGCCGGACUCUACUACCUAGCUGAAUUGGUAGAGGAAUACACAGUUGUGGCAAAGAAGGUGAUUUUGACUAUGAUUCUGUCCACGGCUGGUGUUUAUGUCCUCCUAGCCAUAUUCGACAGUCUCCCCUGGAUGAUGAUAACCUGCGGACUUCUGGCACAGGGCAUUCAUGCACUCAUCAUGAAAAAUUUCCCCUAUGUCCAGUUCCUCUCGUUCUCAUUCCUUGGAUCUGUGAUAUUGCUCCUCAUUAACAAUUACCUGGCCUUCACCUUCUUUGCCACUCACUACUACAUUCUAUCCGAAGUAAUUGCCUACUUCACCAUUUGCCUGUGGUUGGUUCCCUUUGCCCUAUUUGUCUCCCUCAGCGCCAAUGACAACGUCCUGCCCACUGUCAAUGAACGCAGUCACCUUCUCGGUGAAAAUGACGUAGUGACAAAUUACUUUUCAAGCAAGAAAAAAACCGGCCUUUUAACCUUCUUCAACUACGCUAAAGAGUCUAUUCUUCCACAGCGCAAUAAGAAAGCCUUCUAACCUCCUGCCAAUGCAGCCCCGAGAGCCCCAAAAAAUUAAUUUAUCAUUUUGUUUACCCUCCAUGAGAUUGAAUUGUAAAUAAAAUUGCGCGUGAUUGACA